UAUAAAGGCGAUGUGGGGGGGAAUUUGCGCGUGACUCACACCCGUGUCGGUCCGAGCAGCAUCGCAGUGUCCGUGUUUUUUUCGGGGUGCACGAGCAAAGCGCGGCCCGCUGGAAGGAGUUGUGCGCGCAGCGAGGGGCGCGGCCGACCGCGAUGGAGACCACUUUCUACGAGGACAGUAGCGGAGGCAACAGCGCGCGCCCUACGAUGCAUCAGCCAGCACAGCAACAGCAGCAGCAGCAGCUGUCGAGGCGCGAGGAGUUGAGCUCGCGCAAGCGGAGCAUGACCCUGGACUUGAACAGCGCGGGGAGACCCGAGCGCAGCAAGCAGGCCCGUUGCUCGGGCCUGCUCACCUCUCCGGACCUGAACAUGCUGCAGCUGGCGUCGCCGGAGCUCGAGCGGCUCAUCAUCGCUCACAACGGACUGGUGACCACGCCGACGCCGACACCGACCACGCUGUUCUCGCGGACCGCCACCGAGGAACAGGAACAGUACGCGCGCGGUUUCGUCGACGCGCUCGCUCAGCUUCACCAGCAGCAGCAAGCGCCUCAACAGCAGCCACCUGCGCUCCAGCAGCACACCACGUCGGGCCCCGACAUGUCCGACUCGGGCGCCUCGACCUCCAACGACAGUUUCAUCCUGCCUUCGUCGUCCGAGCACUCGGCAACGGGCGGCGACGUGAAAGACGAGCCCCAGACGGUGCCUCGGCUGGGCGCCACGCCGCCGCUGUCGCCCAUCGACAUGCGCGACCAAGAGAGGAUUAAGCUGGAACGGAAGAGGUUGAGGAACCGAAUCGCGGCAUCGAAGUGCCGUAAGCGAAAGCUCGAGCGCAUCUCGCGGCUCGAGGAGAAAGUGAACGCGCUCAAGAGCGAGAACGCCGAGCUCGGCUCCAUGGUGAGCCUGCUUCGCGACCAGGUGUGCCGGCUCAAGCAGGAGGUGAUGACGCACGUCAAGCAGGGCUGUCAGAUCAUGGUGUCGUCGUACGCGCCCUAGGACGCGCGCGGACUUGAGAGACUCGGUGUUCGCGCUGUGUGUACAUACAUGGACUGAUGAAUCUCGCUAUCGCCCCUCCCCUCAUCGUCACCACCACCGCCCCGAACAAGCACCGAUCGAGAGCUUGGACGCUUCGUGUGCCGCCAGCGAAACGGUGCGCGUUUUGGGGCGUUGUCCAAUAAAACGCCAUUGUGUAAAGUG
Molecule: messenger RNA, 1193 nt
Organism: Dermacentor andersoni
Lineage: Eukaryota; Metazoa; Arthropoda; Arachnida; Ixodida; Ixodidae
Product: transcription factor Jun-like
Biological process (GO): regulation of cell cycle; regulation of transcription by RNA polymerase II; regulation of cell population proliferation
Cellular component (GO): transcription regulator complex
Molecular function (GO): RNA polymerase II cis-regulatory region sequence-specific DNA binding; transcription factor binding; DNA-binding transcription factor activity, RNA polymerase II-specific
Source: RefSeq, a predicted model, not a curated record